Molecule: messenger RNA, 443 nt
Organism: Paramecium octaurelia
Lineage: Eukaryota; Ciliophora; Oligohymenophorea; Peniculida; Parameciidae
Source: the annotation of a GenBank genome assembly
AAGUAAUGAAAAUAUUGGAUGACAUCAAAUAGUAGGUGGAGAAGGAGAUGUUAAAGUUUGAUCCUCGUCUAGCUUAAAAGAAAUAUCUAAAGAUGACAGAAUCUAUUAAGGAUUUGUUUUUAAAAGCUGUUGUUUCUGAGAAGUAAUCUAUCAAAGCGGUGCUAUUGAUAUAUUUAUUAUAUUAGGCUGCCAAUUCCAUAGGUAUUAAUUACUCCUCAGCCAAGGCCAUUUGGGCAGAAUUUAGAAGGAAGAAACAGAAGAAGAAGAAGAGUAACAACAAAGAAGACUCAGAUUAGAAAAAAGAAAAUCCUCUAGUCAAGCGGUGUUCAUAUAAAAUAUUGAAUGGUUGUAAUAAGAUUAAGAAAUUUUUUAUGGAAAUAAAAUCCUCUGUCUCAUAGAAUUUGAAUUCAACACAUUUCUGUAAGAUGGACCCUCACAUUUGA